Lodderomyces margitis is the source of this 1935-nucleotide messenger RNA. RefSeq names its product Zn(II)2Cys6 transcription factor AHR1 (gene AHR1). Gene Ontology annotation, molecular function: transcription cis-regulatory region binding; zinc ion binding; DNA-binding transcription factor activity, RNA polymerase II-specific. Gene Ontology annotation, biological process: positive regulation of transcription by RNA polymerase II. Gene Ontology annotation, cellular component: nucleus. The record is from RefSeq and is a predicted model, not a curated record. NCBI's taxonomy places the organism in Eukaryota, Fungi, Ascomycota, Pichiomycetes, Serinales, Debaryomycetaceae. The transcript has a single exon. The coding region runs from base 1 to 1935 and encodes 644 amino acids.
AUGGCCAAAGAGCGACCACAACACUACUCUCUGUCGACAUCAUCCUCCUUUUCCACGUCCAAGUCUUCGGCAGAUUCUACCGAUUCAGCGCCGUAUAAAAGACGCCGUACGAGAUCAGGGUGUGUUACAUGCAGAGACAGGCACAUCAAAUGUGACGAAAAUUUACCAGUCUGUUACAAUUGCCUACGACUGAAACGAGUUUGUUACAGGGGUUUGAGAUUAAACUUUACGCAAUAUACAUUUUACGACCCACAAAAGGAUAGCCCUUGCCCAGAGGUGGUCCAUGGAAUCACUCUAUUACCUCACAGGAUCUUAGACCAAUCAAUUACUAUAGCAGCAUUGUACAAUGGAUUGGAAAAGUAUAAACCAUACAUGCAUUUACAUUCAUUACAGGAUCUAAGAGAUUCAGACUUGGAGUAUCAAGAUGACAAUUACUUAGCAUCAAAUGAUCCAAUACUUGCAAAUAGACCCAUUAAUUAUCCUAUAGAUCUCUAUAGUUCACACAACAAGAAGCCGGAAAGAACUAUAGAAAGCAGUUCAAACACAUUGUAUGAACUGGCAUCAAGAUACAACCAAGCCACACAACAUGCAUUACCGGAGUCUUCCUUAAGCUAUUUGAAUCAAGAUGCAUUGAACCACUCCAAUCUACCCCAAUUAGAGACAAACUUACCAUCUUUGAGCAACAAUUCUCAACAACCACUACAUACGCUACAAUAUACAUCAAUGCCAGCAAUGCAAGUCACAUCCACUUUAAAUUACACAAAUCUUGAAAUGACUAAUCCGAGUACUGUUCCUUUAAGCUAUGAUCUCCAACACUACAUAAAUUUGCUUGUAAAGGAGCAAUUUUACUGGUUACUUGAUCAAUUCAACGAUUUUCAUAUUUGGCAAAAUAUCAUUCCCGUUGUGUGCAUGAAGGAAAAGGACAAUUUCUUAUUUUCAUGCCUUAUGAAUUGUUCUAGAGACUCAACGAUUUCAGAUGCGAUUGAUUUAGAGUUUCUCAUUGACUUUCAAAAUUUCAAGUACAAUCAGGUAAAGGAUAUUGAAAUUGUCCAAACAACAAACUUGUCACUUUUUGAAACAUUGUUGAUUAGUGUUUGUUUGGUUUUGUUGGGCAUAUACUUGAAGGUUCCCCAUGACAAUCUCACAACGUUCCACAAGCAAGUUCUUAACAAUCAAUCAAAUUUGUUUGACCAGCUUUUGGCUAAACUUUUUAUUUAUUUCUUUCAUCUGGGAAAUACAGAAAGGUCCUUAAUCAUCUCCUCAUGUAUUCAAUCAAUUACAAUCUUGAAAUUUUUCAUGAAUAAGUAUUAUGACUUAGCUUUUUUACAUAAACAACCCACCCUGUAUAUGAAUGUGCUUGCUGACGUUGAUCUUUCCAGUUUUAUCAAAUUCAAUUCAUACGAGAUAAACUACCUCAACAUUUCGUAUCAGAACAUUGACAUUACAUCGUAUCCCUCAAAUAGAGAGCCAAAAGCACUGCUGCAGAAUGUGAAUCUCGUGAAUCCAUCAACUCAAGAGCAAGAUGCUAGCCGGUUCCCACAGACUGCAUCAGAAACUAAGAAGCUAAAACACUUGUUGUGGUACUUGAUCAAGCUUGAUUACAUCAUCAACUUUCCAGCUGAGACUUCACAAUUUUCAACCUAUAGUAAUGCAGAUCAAGUACUCGAUCCUCAUCUACAAGCUGUCAACCCGGAACAACUCUUUACCAGGUCGAGCUCAGCAUCUUAUGAUCCGAGACCAAUUGCUCGUUCCAUCUUGCAAAAUUUUACAUUCAAGUUGCUCAAUAUGAAUAACGGAAUGAUUAUUCAACAAUCAAACUUGCUGAUUCAGCAGCUUUUCGAGAUGUCCAGACAGAGAAGCCCAGAAGAUGAACUAAACCGGCAGCAGUGGCUGCACUAUUUUGGAUGGGCUUUAAGAUAUGUCAACCCUAGUUGA